Diatraea saccharalis (sugarcane borer) is the source of this 3770-nucleotide messenger RNA. NCBI's taxonomy places the organism in Eukaryota, Metazoa, Arthropoda, Insecta, Lepidoptera, Crambidae. The record is from the annotation of a GenBank genome assembly.
CUAAUAUUUUGUGCUCUGUGGCUGCAAUUGUCAUCGUUGUCAAAUAAUUUUGUUUGGCGUUAUUUUUCUGUUUAUUUCUGAAACAAAUCCGUUUGUAUCGAUAGAAUGUUUGUACACUUACAUCAUUUUAGUGUUUAAAAUUAAAUAGUGCAUUUCGUUGGUAUGUUUAUGAGGCUUAUUUCAAAAGUAGGUCAAUUUAUACCUUUCGGAUUUGGUUACCGGAUUAUAAACCUUUUGCUAUUGUCUCCGAGGAAUUUAUGUUAACAUCGAUAAGUUGAUAUGGCUGAUAAUGAUGACUAUUUAGAUUCUCUUGAUAAUAAUCAUAUAGACGGAACCAACGGUUCUCUAAACAUGACGGACAGCAGCCUCGGGGGUGGAGAUGAGGCAGCUGGUAGUGAUGUGCCAGAUCUCGCUGCUAUCAAAGCUAGAGUCCGUGAGAUGGAAGAAGAGGCAGAGAAGUUAAAACAGAUGCAGACUGAAGUUGAUAAGCAAAUGAAUAUGGGUAGUCCACCGGGUCUUACUAGUCCACUGAACAUGUCCAUAGAAGAAAAGAUAGAAGCAGAUAAUAGGUCUGUUUAUGUGGGAAAUGUUGACUACGGGGCAACAGCUGAGGAACUGGAACAGCAUUUUCAUGGCUGUGGUUCCAUAAAUAGGGUGACAAUACUGUGCAACAAGUUUGAUGGACAUCCUAAAGGAUUUGCUUAUAUUGAGUUUGGUGAUAAAGAUAGUGUACAGACAGCUAUGGCAAUGGAUGAGUCAUUAUUUCGAGGACGUCAGAUAAAGGUGAUGCCGAAGCGUACAAAUAAACCAGGAUUGUCUUCUACGAAUCGACCGCCGAGGGGAAUUCGCGGUCGUGGGCGCUCUUUCCGCGGCGGAUACUCGCCGUACUACUCUGGCUACCGGCCCGUGCGCCGUGGCAGAGGUUUCAGGCGCGGCUCUUAUUACAGUCCGUACUGAGUACGGUAGAGGGGUGGCCGCGGCCGCCCAGUCUAAGUGGCCCCGGGCUGCGCCCGUCGACUCAGCGCAUCUCAUAUACACCUCGGUUAACAUUUAAGUAGGUAGCAAAGACUUAUAUGUAUACUACUAGACGAAUUAUCCCCGGUACAGAAAAAUUAUUCGCUAGUCUUGUCACAAUACAUAGAACAUACAGUACCUCAACUGAGACGUGUUAUAUUUAUACCUACAGCUGAACAGAGCGCUAGGGUAUCAGGGCAAAUUGUGAUUUUGUGAAGCCCUGGGUAAAUUAUUGUAAUAUUGUUGAGAAACUAUUUUCAAUAGUACCUGAUGUAAACAUGCAAUUUCUUAUUUAGGAAUUACCAUCGUUAACUGAAUUUGAGGUGGAUUUCCGAUUGGAAAUGCAACAUUAACACGAUUCUAUUACCUUUCACUUUACAUUAUUGUUGUUUUUAUUGGGAGCCGAGGGCCCCUUGUAUCCACGGGGUCUUGCGUUUAAAGCCCAUUAAACCCUUAAGAUUAGCCCCUGGUUGGUACCCAAAAAGUAAAAUUAUUACUUAAUUUAUGUACACGAUUAUUAGUAUUGUGUAGUUUUAGGAUUAAGAAUUAAAACAUUAUGUUGAUGAAAUCGUCGGGAGGUAUGACAAGGAGAUUGAGUCCGUAUGUGACGCAGUAACAAUGCGUUAUGCCGUUCAGAGAAUACUCGGCGGCCGUGUAAACGACGUUUCAAUGUGUGCGUGCGCUGAUUCGUCUUUUUAUAUGGAGUCGAGUUUCUUUUCCUUUUUAUGUAUUGUGGUGUUGUGUUCAUUGGUAUAGUCGAUUGUAUUGCCGUCUCACUUACUCCUUAGUAACAGAGACGGCAACGCGCACAUGCGCGGUCGUACUCUGUCACAAUUUUAGUUCAGAACAUCUUGUUUAGUAGUACACAUAGAAGUUUUUGGUAGGUAGGUAAAACUCGUCGCACUGCAGACGCCACUCCGAGUAGCAUAAGAUAAAUAGUAGAAUCGAUUGAUUAUACUACAAUGAUAUUGAUUUAAAUGAACUUGACGAACGGUGAAUAUAUGAUAGUAAAUUUUAAUUAGGGUGUUGUAUCGGUUUCAAUAUUUUGUUUACACAGCUGUCCCUAGUGGUUUAUUGGACUAUGAUUGUGAAUAAAAAAAAAUCAUUGUUGAUGUUACAUUUAGGUAAUUAAAUAUUAAUAGUUAGACGAGUAUGAGACAGUUUUUAGGUGAGCUAGCUGUGUAUUGCGCAUUUCUUUGACACGAUUUGUGUAAGUAGUAAUAAAAAGAAAAAAUACCCCGAUUUCAUAUGCACUCUUGACUACUUGUUACAUUAUAUACGUUUGAAAUACGUGACGAUUAUUUUAAUAUUUAAAGUAUAUAGAAUCGGAAGUUAUUUUGAAUAUUGUGUGUGUAUCUUGAUGGUUUUGUGUUAUUUAAUUUUAUUGAAUUGCAUUCGAAAAUUUGCUUAUGGUGAAGUAUCUAGCGACUGUAAAUGGAAUGUAUGUUAGUUAACUUAAAACAAUAUACACGUUAUGUCUGACUUGUAUUCACAAGUUUUUCGUCAUAAUAUUUGAAAUGACACUACUUCGUGUGAGUUCAUAAACAUUCGUAUCGGUACGUUUAGGUUUAAUUUUCGUAUAAAUUGAUGCAUACCCUUAUCCAAUUUGGUUAAUAUGUUUACUAUAUUAAGUUGUUGCUGUUGCUGACUACAUUCCAGCUAGAUAAAAGUGAUUUUAUACAAUAGUAACAUGCUUAUUGCAGUACAUUUUGCAGUGCCUGAAUGUUACAUAAGGAAGCCUAUAAGCAAUGUAUUAGAAGGAAAUGAAUAUGCUGGCCAUAAAAGGUUUUAAGUUUAAAUUUGAUUAUAAUUUAUGAUUUACAUUAUCCCGUCACGCGAUUAAGUCACAAAACGCACUUGAAGCGUUUGCACACCUGUGUGUUCAAAAAAUCGCGAGACGGGUUAAAACCCGUGAAUUAUUGACAUUAAUUAAUACAAAACUAUUAUAUCUCUAUGUAAGUGAUUUAGAUAGCAUUUUUUAAGAAACAAACUCUACUAGGCCCCUUUUACUCGAGAAGUAUUAUCUUUAAUAAUAAAGUGUACCUAAAGCAAUGGACAUUAAGUGGUAGGCUUAGAUAGACAUUAAAUAAUGUAUGUGGAUUUGUGUGCAUAAAUUAUCUGGUUGUUUUCUUUAUUAUUAACAGAUAAAUUAAUGUCCGCUGUAUCCGCAUUGGCUUAAUUAUAUUUCUGAAAUGUAUCUCUGUUUAAUACUUAUGGGAUUGACCACAAUUAUCAAUGCGAAAUCUGUUUUAAGACGCAAAGACGCCAGUAGAGCGAACUUAUACUAAUAUACAAUAACUACAGAAGAGAGAAAUAAGGUAUAAAAUUUGUAUUUUUCCACAUUAAUGUUACUAUUAAAUUAAAAAAGACAAUGACUCAAUUAUAGGUCGUCAUACUACACGUUCUGAUGAGCUAACCAAUACACGAAUAGGGUAUGUUUUUCCUAAAGUAGUUUCUUAGCCGAUUACACAAGAUACAUACAUCAAACCACUGCCAGUAAGUGUUAGUGAAAAAUAAGUAAAAUUAGAAGACUACCCUCGGAUUUGGUGUCAUAUAUUUAUACAAAUAAAUGCAUUUUCGCGUUGGUAAAGGUAGUUUAUCCCCGAGAUAAUUGAUGGUGUAAUUUUAUAUUUCUUGGUAGAUCUCUUCUGUUCAAAAAAUUAAGAAAAGAAUUACAAAUUUAAGAAACACAAACAUGAAAAAAGUAUAUGAAAGAAAUGUGUUGAAUAAGUAUAAUUUAAGAAUAUUUUAAGAAC